This is a messenger RNA of Zingiber officinale, 3070 nucleotides long. Its product is annotated as pentatricopeptide repeat-containing protein At2g19280-like. Lineage: Eukaryota; Viridiplantae; Streptophyta; Magnoliopsida; Zingiberales; Zingiberaceae. The transcript has 4 exons. Gene Ontology annotation, molecular function: protein binding. The record is from RefSeq and is a predicted model, not a curated record. Bases 91 to 2166 code for a protein of 691 amino acids.
AUCCCUAAUCCAUAAUUCCAAUAGUCUUCGAGGUCCCGAACCCCGACUCCGGCGCCGCCGCCGUCGCCGCCUCCGUCGCGGCCGACGCCGAUGCUGUGUUUCCCACUGAGGUUCACCGUGCGGCAGUCCUCCUAUGUCUCCCUCCCUCUCCUCCCCCGCCGAUGCCGUGCCUUUCCCUCCCCGUCCCUCCUUUCAGACGACAGCGAUUCUUCCUCCUCGUACCCUGACGACCACCGGGACCGCCGCCCCUGCCUCCGCAGAGUCAUCCAAAAGGUCAGAUAUCCCCCUCUCCAUCUCUCGGAUUCCCUCAAAAUGGACUCCUUUGCUCGACAAUGGUUCUCCGUAAACGAAUUGAGGGAAAGGAUGCGCGCCUGCCUCUUGCUCCGGGGUUGGGAUCUGGAAUCCUCCAGCAUCGAGCUUGACGAGCGCAAUGUUGUCGACAUUCUCAACGACUUGUUCGAUGCGAGCUCCGACGCGGCGUUGGCUUUCUACUUCUUCGGGUUAUCGAAGAGGUGUAAUGGCCGCAAGCAUGGCAUCCUCGCAGUUAGCACUAUGGUGCACAUUGCCGUAUUAGGUAAUAUGAAUCACAUCGCUGUGACUCUUCUCAUGAGGACCGUUAGCGAUUCGGAAGAUCACUGCAGUGAUGAGAUGCAAAAGUUACUUUUUGAUUCGUUGAGAGAAACUAGCAGGAGUAGGGAAGUUCUUGAAAUCGUAUAUAGUAUGCUUGUUAAGUGUUAUGCAGAUAAAAAGAUGACAAAGGUGAUGGUUAAGUCAGUGGACGAUAUGAGGAACCUCGGUCUGUUCCUGCCCAUGGAGGUGUAUAAUUCUCUCAUGAGGGUUCUACUUGAGUUCAAAGACUUCAACUUGGCAUGGGAAGUGUUCACCAAUAUACCAAGUAGAUUCAUUGGCACAAAACGGUCCAUUCUAAGCUUAUUUAUAUCUGAACUAGCUGUUCAUAGUCACUUCGAAUGUGCCUAUAAAUUGCUAUUCGAGAUGCAGAAAUACUGCGGCCAAGCUGAUGUUGCUGUGUAUACAAUAGUGAUUCAUUCUUUGUGCAAGUGGGGGUUCCUCAAAGAGGCAACCGUGCUUUUUCAUAAAAUGCUGCAGUUAGGGAUUCCUCAUGACAAUGUUUUGGUUAAUUCGAUAAUUGAAGGUUACCGCAAAGCUGGACGGUUAGUAGAAGCUGACCAUCUCUUGAACUACUUAAAUGGAGCUCCUGAUGUUUUCCUGUAUAAUAGUUUUUUAAUGGAGUGUUGCAGGAAUGGUAAUAUGGCAAAAGCUCUCAAACUGUUCGACCAGAUGUUUCAAGUGGGGUUGGCUCCUGACUGCUCCAAUUAUACGACUAUUAUUUGUGGUUUUUGUAAAGUGUGUAAUCUGGAGCAUGCAUCGAUGAUAUUUGCUCUUAUGCUGAAAAGAGGGAUUAAGCCGACUAUUAUGACAUAUACAACAUUGCUAGAAGGCUAUUGUCGCAAACAUGAUCUUCCCGGCGCAGAGACCAUACUUAGUCUGAUGAAAAUGGAGGGUAUUCAACCGGAUGUUGUCGCUUAUAACACGUUGAUCAAUGGUUACAGCAACUAUGGCCAUAUGCAGAAAGCAUGCGAGUUGAAGGAUAGGAUGGAAAAAGAUGGUGUAACUGCAGAUCUUGCCACUUACAACCUUAUCUUGCAUGGACUUGUUGAGACAGGGGCCAUCAUGCAAUCAAGAGAAAUUUUUAAGGAGCUUGUUAGGAGAGGGCUUACUCCUAAUAGAAUCACCUAUACCAAUUUAAUCGCCGGUUGUUCUAGAGAUGGUAAUUUGGAAGAAGCAUUUCUCAUAUGGAGUAGCAUGAACAAUAAUGGGAUAAAACCUGACGUUGUCACCUGCAGUGCUCUCCUUAAAUGUUUUUGCAAAAGAAGACUCAUGUUCGAUGCGAAUGCUCUAUUUCACAAGAUGUUGGAUGCUGGCUUGGAGCCUGACCUGAGACUUUACAACAUGCUCAUUUGUGGAUUCUGUAAAGAGGGAAAUAUUAGAGAAGCUCGUAGUUUAUUGGCCAUGAUGAAAGCAAAUGGUAUUUUUCCUAAUUACAAGACAAUGGAGGUUCUUGUUUGCUGCCUUCAGAAAAUUGGAACGAAAAGUGCAGCUGAAAGUGUUGCCAUGGAGCUUGUGAAAUCCAUCUUUGGAUCAUAGAAAGAAAAUUAAAGAUGCAUGGUGUUUGCUAAAACUUAAAAUAAGAGUUCAUCAAAUGCCUGAGAUGAGAUAGGAGAAGUCAAAUGCUAAUGAUGUUGGUACCUUGAUUCAUUUUUUUUUAAGUCCAUUGUGAUCACUAAUAGACAACCUCUGUGCAGCUAAAAAGAAUUCAGGAAGUCUGGACAAUGACUGAAAGAAAGGCUCGUUUUGUGAUGCAGCAUGAUCGGCGCUGUUACUUUGCAAAUCUCCUUUUACAAAUGAGUUAUGCAGUCCCCUCUGUAACUUCUGGGCAAAUUGGAUGGCUGAGUGAGUUGCACAGACAAGGCAAAAUGAACAGGUUGAACUAGCAAGAUAGACCAAACAAACAAAACCAACCAACAAACAAGAUGGAGGCCAAGUGAGUUGGCCAGCCAAACUAGCAGAUAGAAGUAAAUGGGCAAUGCAGGCUAAGGGUUCAACUGUAAUAAACGAUUCCAACAAUUCGUCAGAAUCUCACUCUAACCAACAGUGUUGAUGUAAACCAUUGAAUCAGGAACCCUGCUCACAUUGGUCAAGUGAUGGAUUCAAGAAUCCUCCAAAAGAUGUGUUCUCAUAGGGAGCUGAUGUCUGUUUCUUUAUCACUUCCACUCGUGUUUGUUCUGCAAUGUCUUGGAUAGCAACAAAAAAUCUGGAAGUAAUUUGUGAAGCUUCUGAAGGUGCACAUCACUAAUGCUGACAGAAUUAAGAUGCAAUUUUUGUACAACUGGGAGACUUCUGCUUGAAACUUUUUCCAGCAACUAUGCGUUAGUUGUUUUUGAGUGCAAUGUAUAUUUUUUUGUACAGUGAAUGAUACUUUAUUAUGGACAAUGUAAGCCCGUAUUCAAUUUGUAUAAGAUCAGUUUUGCUCCAACAAAAUUUCCUCAUU